AUGAGUCAGAUGAUGCGCACAUCGUCAUACGUACAAAAGGUCAUUCGAACUGGCGAUAAGUCGAAAAAGCCACUGGUACUGUUUGAUGAUGGGUUAACCAAUAGAGCGCAAGUUCGCUUUAAAGGUUUGCAAGCCGGUGUUUCAAACAAAAUAUACAAGCAUUUGAAAACUAAAGAGGAACAAGGGCUAGUGUUAGUAAUAGAUAUUGAUGAAUUCCGUACAUCAAAGAUCUGUAAUUCGUGUAGAUCGUCGGAUGUAAGAAAGUAUCGUGCUCGUACAACAAGUAAAGAAAUUGUCACGUUCCGACUCUAA
Mycotypha africana is the source of this 312-nucleotide messenger RNA. RefSeq lists its product as uncharacterized. The record is from RefSeq and is a predicted model, not a curated record. The transcript has 3 exons. Lineage: Eukaryota; Fungi; Mucoromycota; Mucoromycetes; Mucorales; Mycotyphaceae. Bases 1 to 312 code for a protein of 103 amino acids.